UCACUUCUUUUCUUUUUAUUAUUUUCUACUCUUUGUACUCUUACGCGUUUUUCUCUCUUUUUGUGUACAAUGAACGAACAAGCAAACUACAUGAACCAAGUAACUGCUGGCAGUCUCGUAUUCGAUCAAGGAAUCUCUAUGCCUCAGACCGAACUAUUUCUUCCUUCACCUCCUAUAGACAUGUAUCUAUUCAACCAUACUCCCAAUUAUCAUCUAGAUACCUUUUAUCCUUCACAUCAUCAUCAUCACCAACAGCAACAACAACAACAGUCUUCUUUUCCAGAAUCAAAAAUAGAACAACCAAAGAAGAAGAGAUCAAGUCAUGAUACACGUCAUAUAGAAUGUUACAAUUGUCAUGUAACCAAGACUCCUUUAUGGCGUCGUACGCCAGAUCGCGUUCAUUCACUCUGUAACGCGUGUGGAUUAUACUAUAAACAGUACAAUAUGCAUAGACCAUUACAAGUUCGUCAAAAACAAAAUAAACAGCCUCUUUUACACGGUGAAAUGACUCGAUCUAUCACAAAGUCUAAAAGACCACGUGAAGAACAACAAGAGGAAUUAUCUAAAAAGGUACUGCUAUUAGAACAGAAGUCACUGAUAGAUCCUCAACAAGAUGACACCAAGUUCAAGUCAUUACUAGAUCGUAUGUCUACUGAGCAAAUGGAGAAAUUUUUAAACAUGUUGGAAAGAAGAUGUGCUAUUCUUCGGUCUAUUAUUUAUUCAACAGAUAAAGAAAUAAAUGUUUAUACUUUAUAAAGACUUUAAAAAU
Rhizopus microsporus ATCC 52813 is the source of this 769-nucleotide messenger RNA. RefSeq lists its product as uncharacterized. NCBI's taxonomy places the organism in Eukaryota, Fungi, Mucoromycota, Mucoromycetes, Mucorales, Rhizopodaceae. The record is from RefSeq and is a predicted model, not a curated record. Gene Ontology annotation, molecular function: zinc ion binding; DNA-binding transcription factor activity, RNA polymerase II-specific; RNA polymerase II cis-regulatory region sequence-specific DNA binding. The transcript has a single exon. The coding region runs from base 70 to 756 and encodes 228 amino acids. Gene Ontology annotation, biological process: positive regulation of transcription by RNA polymerase II; negative regulation of transcription by RNA polymerase II.